UCUCAAACUUUAGUUUCCAAAAACUUAAGAGAGAUUUGUGAAUUUUAAAUUAAGAAAGAAAAAAAAACAGUAGAGAGAGAAGUUAAUGGGAUUCGGCUUAAAGAGCAUCAAAUCAAUCUCCGGCGGGUGGGGCGCGGCGGCGCGUUCCUGUGACGCUUGUAAAUCAGUAGCCGCCACCGUGUUCUGCCGAGUUGACUCAGCUUUCUUAUGCAUCACUUGUGACACAAGGAUCCACUCGUUCACGCGCCACGAGCGCGUGUGGGUCUGCGAAGUCUGCGAACAAGCUCCCGCCGCCGUCACCUGCAAAGCCGACGCCGCCGCGUUAUGCGUCACCUGCGACUCCGAUAUCCACUCGGCUAAUCCACUAGCUAGCCGCCAUGAACGUGUCCCCGUCGAGUCUUUCUUCGACUCCGCCGAAACCGCCGUCGCGAAAAUCUCAGCUUCGACGUUUGGGGUUCUCGGGUCAGGGACCACCGUCGAUUUAAGCGCCGUUCCGGUGAUGGGUCACUCCGAAGAUCUCGGCUUGUGCCCGUGGCUGCUCCCUAACGACUUUAACGAACCGGCUAAAGUCGAGAUCGGAACCGAAAUGAAAUCUUCCGACUUUAUGUUUUCCGAUUUCGAUCGGCUCAUCGAUUUCGAGUACCCAAACUCCUUCAACCAUCAGCCGCCGCAUAACAGCGCCGGAGCAGACAGCCUCGUUCCGGUUCAGACCAAAACAGAGCCUCUCCCAUUAACUAACAACGAUCAUUGUUUCGACAUAGAUUUCUGCAGAUCAAAGCUCUCUGCUUUCACCUACCCAUCCCAAUCAAUCAGCCACAGUGUUUCGACUUCGUCUCUCGAAUACGGUGUGGUUCCUGACGGGAACACAUCCGUCUCGGAAAUCUCGAUUCCGUUUAAACGGAGCACGAUCACUGGUUCGACGGCGACAACCGGAGAUCAAGCGAGCUCCAUGGAUAGGGAGGCUAGGGUUCUGAGGUACAGAGAGAAGCGAAAGAACAGGAGAUUCGAGAAGACGAUCCGUUACGCUUCAAGGAAAGCUUAUGCAGAGUCACGGCCAAGGAUCAAAGGCCGAUUCGCGAAACGAACAGAGACCGAAAACGACGACGUUUUCCUUAGCCACGUGUACGCAUCAGCCGCUCAGUACGGUGUCGUACCGACGUUCUGAUUUCCAAUCUACGGUGGAAGUUUUUAAAAAGAAUCACCUGCCGACUUCACCGUUGAUUUACUGUUGGUGUAUAAUAAUUAUAGUGAGUCUUACCGUAGACAAACAAUCUUAUCCUCUCUACAGCUUCACCCGUUUUUACUUUUUUUUUCCUGUUUUACUUUCUCUCUCACUGCCACUGUAACUUUUUUUUUCUUCUAUUUAUGUAUGCUUAUUUUUAUUUAGCAAAAUGAUAUAAACUCAUAUAAUUUGGUAAUUAUAUAUUUUCUAUUGGCU
Molecule: messenger RNA, 1438 nt
Organism: Eutrema salsugineum
Lineage: Eukaryota; Viridiplantae; Streptophyta; Magnoliopsida; Brassicales; Brassicaceae
Product: zinc finger protein CONSTANS-LIKE 5
Exons: 2
Coding region: 86-1165 (359 amino acids)
Biological process (GO): regulation of flower development; regulation of photoperiodism, flowering
Cellular component (GO): nucleus
Molecular function (GO): protein binding; zinc ion binding
Source: RefSeq, a predicted model, not a curated record